GGUUGCCUGGUUGGCGUGCGAGAGUCUGGAGCAUGGUCGUCGUGACUCGUGAGGAUUUCGUAGAAAUUCUAGUGUCCGGAUCUGUUCUCAAUUUCACGAACACACGGCUGGACAUCGUUGGGAUUCCACCGGGAGGAAUGAGCUUUGCUUUCGGGUUGUUUCCUGGUGCUGUGGGAAUCGUCCGCUCACAUUUUAGUUUAGCAUAGUUGAGAGAGUUUGCUUUGAUCUGCUAGUGGCGUGAUUUCAGCUCAACUACUGUGGUUACUUGGCAGAGUCAUGUUUGCUUUUGGUUCCAUGCAUUUUCUCCUGUUCAAUGGUGUGAUAAUUGAGUGAUUAUCAUGCAUCGAUGCUUGUGUGUGAUGUCGCUUUGGUGCGAGAUACAUUUAAGCAUUUGGCAUGCCUUUCUGCGCUAGGGUAGUGUGGGCAGGCAGCAGAACUCGUGAUACUUCUGAAUUCCUUGCAGUAAAUGAAGGUGUUAGUUUGCUCAAUUGAGAUCUUGUCUAAUCGAGUUGGAUCUGACAAAUGGGUGCCCCAUUCCAGAUUAGUUUGUGCAGAAGUCUUCAAUUGUUUAAAAUUGAACUAUUUUGUGUGGCUGUCCUGAAUAACAAAAACAGUGGAUAUGGCAGAUAUGAGAAGCUGUUACGAUAACUUGCUUUCUGUUGCUGCAGCAAUUGCAAAUAGUGCAUAUGAGUUCUCUGAAGCACUUCAAGAAAUGGGAACUUGUUUGCUUAAAAGAGUUACGCCAAAUAAGGAUGGAAUAAAUGAUAAAGUUUUGCUGUUGCUUGGGAAAUCACAAUUUGAACUUCGGAAACUUUUAGAUAGUUAUCGUGUGCAUGUUCUUAACACCAUCACCACUCCAUCGCUGUCGCUUCUUAAUGAACUUCAAACUGUGGAGUAUUUCCCAUUGCAGGAAAUGAAGCACCAAUGCGAUGAAAAAAAAGAAUUGUAUGAAUUCAUGGUAAACACGCAGAAAGAAAAGGGAAGGUCUAAGAAUGCUAAAGGUGAUAAUGGAGCAUCAGAGCAAUUGAAACAAGCUCAGGAAGAUUAUCAAGAGGAAGCAACUCUUUUUCUAUUCCGGUUGAAGUCAUUGAAGCAAGGACAGUUCCGAAGUCUUUUUACACAAGCUGCUCGGCAUCAUGCUGCACAGCUAAAUUUGUUCCGAAAGGGAGUCAAGUCCCUUGAGGCUGUAGAGCCACAUGUUAGGCUCGCUGCUGAGCAGCAACACAUUGAUCAUCAGUUCAGCGCACUUGAGGAAGAGGAUUACCUUGUUGAGGAUGAAAAUGAUGACGAUUACAAUGGCAGUCAUGAUGGAGAGUUAUCUUUUGAUUAUGGAGAAAAUAAGGAAGUUGAGGAAUCUGGUAAUGCUUCUAGGAAUCAUACAGAGGGUUUUUUUAACAGAAGCAAAGAAGAGUAUUCUUCUGUUCCACAUGAAAGACAAAGAAUCGUAAGUCAGUCAGCACCACUUUUUCCUGAGAAAAAGCUCAAUACAGAAGAGAGAAUAAAAGAUUUGCGGCGUUCUGCAACAAGGAAGUUGAAUACUUAUGUUUUGCCUACUCCAAAUGACGUUGGAGCUACUUCUCAGAGAGCAUCAGGAAAUCCUACUUCUGAACCUCUCGAGAGUAAAGGUGCCUUCCAUUCAUCUCCACUCCACUCAUCUGCAGACAUAAGAGAUUUGGGAGACAGUAAUCUACCUAGUCCUACAAGAUUGUCUAACGUACAGUCUGUGCUGAAAGAUAGCAAUACCAAUAAAACAGAAACAAGGAAAGUACUCCCAGUGGGUGAUCUGGCUUUACCUAGCUAUCAUGACCUGAAGACUUCUGAUAACAAAAAAGUGAAAAGAGGGUCAUUUUCUGGCCCAAUAGCUUCCAGACCACGGUCAACAGAGAACAUUGAUGUUAUUUCUGCAGCGCCUAGGCAUAGCUCAGCACAUCAGCCAGUGCACAUGAGAGUAUCCCCCGGCAACUCGCCGCCACCCAUUUCCUCACCGAAGAUCAAGGAACUUCAUGAGCUUCCUCGACCACCUGUUAAUACAUCAAAAAAUAUAGCAUUCCCCAGUUUAGUUGCCCACUCCGCCCCAUUGGCACCAAAUCCUGCAUCUUUGACUCCCAAAGUUCAAGAUCAUUUUAGGACAAAACAAACGCUCCAAAGAACUGCUUCACCUUUACCAACUCCACCACCUGGAUCUAUAGCCCGCAGUUUUUCUAUACCUUCUAGGGGUAUUUCAGACAGUAAAGAGACAGAAGAUCAACACAAGGGAGCUGCCAGAAUGAGUCUUUCUUCUCUUCCUUCAGCACAAACAUUCUUGGAAGAUCGUCAGCCAUUGUCAUCAGCUGCUGGAUCGGUCAGCAAAACAUAGGAGUAUUCUCUAUUAUCAUUAUCAAGCAGCUCGCCGAGCCCUCUUCCUGAAAGAAUGUUGUACAUAUUAGCAUUUGAACUCUGGCCAGUAUCGCGGAAGAAGUUGGGUGCUGUUUGGUUCACGAAAUGUAACGUAAAGGGUAAUGGUAACGGUUUACACUCGAUUACGGACGGUAACAAGUUUGAAUAGUCCGGUAUCAAAUUUUAGUAUGGUAUCUGAUUACGGUUGGACUAAAACAAACAUGAUUUAACGUUAUCACUUACCCAUUACGUUACAAAUAUUUGAACCAAACGGUACCUUGGUGUUUCGCGUGCCCUUUGGUUGGUUAAGAUGUAGCCUGUGCAAAUAAUGGGUUCUGCGGAAAUAAAAUCCCCAUUUUUCUCACCCA
This is a messenger RNA of Zea mays, 2744 nucleotides long. RefSeq lists its product as uncharacterized. The record is from RefSeq and is a predicted model, not a curated record. Bases 620 to 2356 code for a protein of 578 amino acids. Lineage: Eukaryota; Viridiplantae; Streptophyta; Magnoliopsida; Poales; Poaceae. The transcript has 10 exons.